GGGCUCGCCCGGCGCCCCCCACCCUCCGUCCUGCCCCGCGGGCGUCCCGCACCAUGGCGCUGUCCUGGAGGAGCUGGCUGGCCAACGAGGGGAGCAAGCACCUCUUCCUGUUUUUCUGGCUCUCCCUCAAUGUAUGGCUCUUCGGGAAAACCUUCCUGCUUUAUAAUCAAGGGCUACAGUAUUAUUAUUUGCAUCAGAUGUUAGGGCUAGGAUUGUGUAUUAGCAGAGCUUCGGCAUCUGUCCUCAAUCUCAACUGCUGCCUGGUCCUGCUCCCCAUGUGCCGUGUUCUCUUGGCUUUCCUGCGGGGAUCCCAGAAGGUUGCCAGCAAGAAAACCAGAAGGCUGCUAGAUAAAAGCAAAACUUUCCAUGUGACAUGUGGUGUUACGAUAUGCAUCUUUUCAGUCUUACAUGUUGCUGCUCAUCUGGUGAAUGCUCUUAACUUCUCUGAGAAUUACAAUGAAGAAUUUGUGACCCUAAAUGCAGCAAACUAUCGUGGUGAGGACCCGAGGAAACUACUUUUUGCAACUAUUCCAGGUCUGACUGGAGUCAUUAUGGUGUUAGUAUUAUUCCUAAUGUGUACAGCUUCCACAUAUGCCAUCAGGGUUUCAAACUAUGACAUCUUCUGGUAUACACACAACCUUUUCUUUGUCUUCUAUAUGCUGCUGAUGCUGCAUGUUUCUGGGGGAGUGCUCAAGUACCAGACCAACUUAGUGGAACACCCUCCUGGUUGCUUUAAUCCUAACAAAACGCUCCGACAGAAUCUGACUGUGCCAAAGGCUUUUGGAGAGCUGUUUCCAGACUAUACUACUGAGCCUUUCCCAGAGGACCCACCAGUACCAGAACCCUUUGUACAAAAUAGCUUUACGAGAGUUUGUUCUGAGGAACCCAAGUUCCAGUCGCACUUCCCAGAGACCUGGUUCUGGAUUUCCGGACCGCUGUGCCUGUACUGUGUGGAGCGGCUGUACCGCUACAUCCGCAGCAACAAGCCAGUCACAAUCACCUCAGUGAUAAGCCACCCCUCCAACGUCCUUGAAGUCAGGAUGGUGAAAGAUGACUUUGAAGCAAGGCCUGGUCAGUAUGUUAUUCUCCACUGUCCGAGAGUGUCUGCCCUGGAAAGCCAUCCGUUCACUCUUACAAUGUGCCCUACAGAUACCAAAGCAACGUUUGGGGUCCACCUAAAAGUAGUAGGAGACUGGACAGAAAGAUUUCGGGAUUUACUGCUUCUGCAUUCAAAUCAAGAUACAGAGAUUCUGCCCAUCUUUCAGCAGAGACGCUAUCCCAAAUUGUAUGUGGAUGGACCUUUUGGAAGUCCCUUUGAGGAAUCCCUGAACUACGAGGUCAGCCUCUGCGUGGCAGGAGGAAUUGGGGUUACACCAUUUGCAUCUGUGCUCAACACAUUGCUUGAUGGCUGGAAAUGCUACAAGCUCAGAAGACUCUACUUCAUCUGGGUGUGCAGGGACAUUGAGUCUUUCCGCUGGUUUGCAGAUCUGCUCUGUAUGUUGCAUAACAAGCUUUGGCAGGAGAAUCGGCCAGACUAUAUAAAUAUCCAGCUGUACCUCAGUCAAACAGAUGGAAUACAGAAAAUAAUUGGUGAAAAAUAUCAAGCUUUAAACUCCAGGCUUUUGAUUGGACGACCCCGGUGGAAGCUCCUGUUUGAUGACAUAGCAAAGUGCAAUAGGAGGAAGACCAUUGGAGUUUUCUGCUGUGGACCAAACAAAAUCUCUAAGAUACUUCAUAAACUGAGCAACAGCAGCAACUCCUAUGGGACAAGAUCAGGUUGUGGUACAGUUCUUUGAAGAGAAAUGUCUGCUUAGUUUCCAAGUAGAACAGAAAGCAAAAUUGGCCCUGAGCUUUCAUUUGUGUAAGUUUUUCACCCAAGCUUGGCUUUAAGAAAAAGAAUACUGGGUUCAUGUCUAUAAGAAGUCAUACUCUUGCUGUGUGAAACAGCCCAUUUUGUAACUUCAGCUUGCUGCCCUCCAACACAGCGGAGGAACUGUGUGUCACUGACUGGAAAGACUUAAAUACGUCACUGUUGUACCUGCAUGCCUCAUAAACCUUCAAGGAGUAAGCAAUAAGCCUUCUGAAUCUGUUAGUUCCACUAAGACAAAGGAAAAUUUUUACCAGUUGUCUAUAUAAUGAGGCAGAACUAGAAAACUGAUCAUUAAAAAAGCCUUGGGUUUUUAUUUUCCUAUUUUUGGGGGUUUAUUUAUUCUUCUCUUUUUUAUGAGUCAGGAUCAGAACUCUUUUCCUCAGUGUGCUUUCCUUAGUUACACAGUGUUGUGAGGGUGGAUUAAAUCCAUUGGCUAAAAAAGGACUCAGACAAGGCUCCUGAUCUUUAUCCCAUGUUGUUACAGAGUUCCCCUACAAACCAGUCACUGUGCAGAAUUUUCAGAGUAACAAGAAGAAUUCGAAUUCACUGAGAUUUUUAUACCCAACUGCAUUAGGUUUCUUUUUAAAAUCCUGUCUUCUUUUUGCCUACCAGUAAAAUGGGGACAGCCACACCGGAAAAGAGUUUUGAUUUGCCUGGCAAAUAGUCCUUCAUUUAAAACUCAUUUUGUUAAAAUACAAAAUCCUGGUUGCAGUAUGAAAAGGAGGCUUCUUGCCCAAAAUACUCAUCUGAAUUAGCCAUUUUAUCUUAAUGGCAGACCUGACAACUAAACUAUUUGGCUGCUGAGUUCUUUUGCUGUUCAGAUGUUACUUUUACAUUCUGUUAUAUUAGCAGAUCAUUUUAAUGUGAUUUUAUGUCUUUUAUUGUAUUUGAGAAAGCACCAUAUGUUUAUACAUCAUGUAAUUAUGGCACUGUACUCUAAAA
This is a messenger RNA of Zonotrichia leucophrys gambelii, 2812 nucleotides long. It is a transcript of the gene NOX4, whose product is annotated as NADPH oxidase 4. Gene Ontology annotation, cellular component: plasma membrane; NADPH oxidase complex. Bases 54 to 1796 code for a protein of 580 amino acids. NCBI's taxonomy places the organism in Eukaryota, Metazoa, Chordata, Aves, Passeriformes, Passerellidae. The record is from RefSeq and is a predicted model, not a curated record. Gene Ontology annotation, biological process: defense response; superoxide anion generation. Gene Ontology annotation, molecular function: superoxide-generating NAD(P)H oxidase activity. The transcript has 19 exons.